This is a messenger RNA of Micromonas pusilla CCMP1545, 894 nucleotides long. RefSeq lists its product as uncharacterized. NCBI's taxonomy places the organism in Eukaryota, Viridiplantae, Chlorophyta, Mamiellophyceae, Mamiellales, Mamiellaceae. Gene Ontology annotation, cellular component: plasma membrane. The record is from RefSeq and is a predicted model, not a curated record. Bases 1 to 870 code for a protein of 289 amino acids. The transcript has 3 exons.
AUGAGGUCCGACGACCUCCUCGGCCGCCAGCCGGGCGUCCAAACAGAACAAACACUCUUUGAAACGCGAAAUUUGAUAAAGCGCGCGAACCGGCGACAGGUGGACGGAUACGUGGAAAAGAUACCGCGCGAUACGCUCCGCGCGUCGUCGCAUUCCCCGUCGCGCCCCAACCCCGGGAACGACCCCUCGCGCGCGCGCGCGAAAGGCUCACACGCCCUCGACUCCGACAUGGCCUUCGCCGUCGCCUUCGCCGUCGCCUCCCGCGCCGCCGUCCCCGCGGUCGACCGAUCGAUCGCGCGGUCGUCGUCGUCGCCGCGCGAAAUAUCGUCGUCCGCCUCGAUCGCGAUCCGCGGGGUCGCGCCGCUCCCGACGCGCGUCGUCCGCCGCGCGAGCGGCCGCGCGAGAUCGCUCGCGUGCCGAGCGUCCGUCCCGAGGGAGAUCGGCGUCCUCGCGCUGAGAGUCACCACCGGUGUCUUCAUGGUCCACAACGGCCUGGACAAGCUCGCGGACCCGGAGGGGUUCGGGAAGUUCGUCGUGGAGCCGUACCUAGGAUUCCUCCCGCACGACGACCCUCUGACGUGGACGAACUGGGCGUACCUCGCCGCGGGAGCCGAGCUCGCGGGCGCCGCGGGGCUCACCCUCGGGUUCCUCACGCGUCUCUCCGCGUUGACGCUCACGACCACGAUGGGCCUCGCAGUGUAUUUCCACAUCGCGCAGAGCGGCCUCGAGGGGUUCCCGCUCGCGGUCGUGGAGAAGCAUCAGUACGCGUACGAGACCGCGGCGCUGUACGCGGCGGUGUGUUUCUACUUUUUCUGCGCCGGCGGCGGCGCGGUGAGCGUCGACAACCUCACGAAGAAGAGCGAGGAUUGACGACGAGCGCCGUCGACUCUCGUC